Messenger RNA from Dendrobium catenatum, 1251 nucleotides. RefSeq lists its product as uncharacterized. The coding region runs from base 1 to 1038 and encodes 345 amino acids. Lineage: Eukaryota; Viridiplantae; Streptophyta; Magnoliopsida; Asparagales; Orchidaceae. The transcript has 8 exons. The record is from RefSeq and is a predicted model, not a curated record.
AUGGUCAUGUCAAUCGCAUCACUUAAGCAUCAGGGUCGCGUCACAUCUCUCAGGCCUCAGGGUCCUACUGCCAUCCUUCCUGAGCUGCAGGUCGUGAGGAUCUCCCGAUUUCGCGGAUUUCGAACUGUGGAGUGUCGCAGGCUCGCAGCUCGCGCUUCGUCGCAGGCUCGCAGCUCGCGCUUCGUCGCAGGCUCGCAGCUCGCUCUUUCAUCGCAGGGCUUGGCCAGUGGAUUGCAGCAGUUGUGCACUUCAAAUCGGAAGUUCCUUCCUCGGCACUCAAAACCAGCAGAAGCCAUGACAAAUGAAGCAGGUCCUAACUUGAUUGGGUACUUCAAGCAUCUAACAUUGGAGCUGCUCAUGGACAGUGAGAUGCUUCAGUUACCCUUUCCUGAAUUCAAGAAAGAGAGGUUGAAGGCAAUUCUUAAUGAAAGUGUGAACUUUCUAACUCGAGAAACUGACAGGAUAAAUGAUCAAAUUAUCGCGAAGCUUCAUAUGGAUUUGGAUUUAAGUAAUAAGGAGAAGUUAUCACGCCAUUCACAUAAAUCAGAUGAACACAUAAAUGACUGCAGUAGAAAGCGUAAAGCAUCCUCCAUUGCCUCAAUGGAUUGUGGCAGUGCUAACAAUCAUAUUCAUAAUCCUGUUGGUAAGGUCUACAAUGACACUCAAGAUCUUCAAGGGAAUGCUGAAAUUGGUAAAGAUUUGCAGAAAUGUCCAGUUGAGUUACAAGCAGAGCUUGACAAGAUGGAGCAAGAUCUUGAGGAGUUUAUUAAUAUCAUCUUUUCCAAGUGCAGACCAAUGAGCAGUGCUGAGAAAGAACAGCUUGGCAGGCAGAUGAAGAAACUGCCUGAAAAGGCAUUUGAUCGAGUAGUGGAAAUAGUUCUACGCAACAAGCCUUCAGAAGCAGAACCCUCUGAAGUUUUUGUUGAUUUGGAAACACAGGAUAAUGUUACUUUGUGGAGACUGUACUACUAUGUUCAAACUGUGCUUGAAGCAAACAAGCAAAGCAACCGCAGUCCAAUACCUUUCCCAUUGAUGUAAAUGACUAUUCCAUACCUCUCUGCUGUUAGUUUUUUGUUCAUUAAUAAGCUGUAGAAGAUUUUGGUUGUAAUAUGAAUGGCUGGAGAAAUGCUUCUGACUUGCUUUCUUUGGUGAUUUUUUUUUUAUAAUUUUUUUUAAAUGUUUUUUGUUGAACUGGUAGUAUGAUCAUUUGUUUUGCAUGCUUUGAUCACCGGUUAAAAAAGGUGAUGAAAA